Macrobrachium nipponense is the source of this 4744-nucleotide messenger RNA. RefSeq names its product histone-lysine N-methyltransferase eggless-like. Gene Ontology annotation, cellular component: nucleus. Gene Ontology annotation, molecular function: DNA binding; histone H3K9 methyltransferase activity. Gene Ontology annotation, biological process: negative regulation of gene expression; heterochromatin organization. NCBI's taxonomy places the organism in Eukaryota, Metazoa, Arthropoda, Malacostraca, Decapoda, Palaemonidae. The record is from RefSeq and is a predicted model, not a curated record.
GAAAACGUUUGCAGUGGCGGUGACUCAACGAAGUGAGCCAACACGUCCGUCACGUAUCCUCCUCGAUUUAUCCAGUAUGUUUUCUUUGGUGUCACGCGUAAUUCGCCAUUUAUUAGACGAUUUUGGUUUGAUGAAUGACAAUUGGAGCCAUUAACGACGUGGUGUUCAAGAGGAGACUUAUUACUUGGUGAAAUCUGAAGACCAGUGACUUUUUUUUGAAGAUUCCUUGCUUAGGGUAAUAUUUUGUGCAAAAUGAAAUUUCAUCAGGAAUUGUGCAUAAUUACAGAUUUCCUUUUUAUUUAGUUUCAUUUUUUAAUACCAGUUGAAAGUGAUCGUUUAGAGGAAAUGGUACAUUAUCAUGUUUGACAUGAUACUAUAUAUGCCGAAGGUACGAUACUUUUGGCUAUAUAUAGCCAACGAUGGUUUCAUAUUGUGCCGUUUUUGGUUGCGGAAAUAAUUCAGAGCGUGAAGUAAACAAGUCCUAUUUCAAAAUCCCUCGCGUGACCCAAAAUGGGAAAUCGAAAGAAAGUGUCUUGUCGCAGCUGAGACAGGAAGCUUGGAUCUCAAGUCUGUCUUCCUCUAAUCUGAAUGCUGAGGAUUUGAAGGCCUAUAGAGUAUGCUCAGAUCAUUUUGUCAAAGGGAAGCCAUGCAGAUUGUAUGAUGUAGAUAAUAUAGACUGGGUUCCAACUCAGAAUCUUGGUGAAAGACUAGACUAUAUCCGUAUUAGAACGAGAAGCCCAGAGCCACAGAGGGGAAUAGCGCAGAAGAUACCAACUUCAGAUUGUUAUGCCCUCAAUAAGGAAACUACAACAGAUUCCAACUUUGGACCUACGUUUAAGGACAGUGUACACAGUGUUUUAAAAGAAAACAAUUCCCCUUUUCUUGGUGUGGCGGAACAUAGUAGAACGCAUUCAAAGGUUGUUUCAGUUGUUCCGGAAGGCUCUCAGUCAAACAAUACACACUGUAAGGAGAGUUUUGAUAGUUCUGGAAAGACGUUGACACAUUCUGUCCUUAGCACGCAAGACAUUCCAAAGAAAAGAUCGCACUCAAAAAAAGAUCCGUCUUCAAAGGGAAGUGGUCCUUUUAUUGCAUUGCAUCUAGAGGAUCACUCUUAUACAAAAACUGCAGUUGAAGGAGAUUUAAGUGACACAGACAGCUCCCGUACUAUAUCGGCUGCUUCAGACAGCUCCUGUACUUUAUCAGCUGCUUCCCCUCCUUGCUACUAUUCAAGUGAGAGUGAUGAUGAGUAUGUUUUUCUACCUGCUGCUUCAGUCAUUAUUCCUGAAGAUGAAUCAUUGCUUGAUAAGGAGGCUUAUGUACUGGUAGUAGAACCUGAUCCGGUUUCAAGUGAAGACAGCAGCUUGCUUCGUGGUGGGAAGAAGGAAUUGUCACCUGAUGAAAGUGAUUUGCCUGAUUGCUUAACAAGUUUCCUUUGUGCCAUGGAAGUUAUUGAAAUUUCAGAUGAUGAGAAUGUUGUUGAGGAAGUUCCUAAGAAGAAGCCAUCUGGUGGUGUAAAACGUCCUUUUCGAUGCAUCAAUUCUGAAUGUAGAACAGAAAAGGAUUUGCUUUAUGCCAAGCUGUUCGUUCGUCGGCAUUUUGGUGUCCCUCCGUGCACAAAGAAGAGAAAAGUAUGCCUGAGAUGUUUUGAUAUUGCCAAGCAAGAACAGGACCAACUGGUUAAAGUGGUAGAGUCUGGACAGUUACUUCUAGAAGAGAAAUUGCCUCCUCCAAAGACAACUGUUGUUCUGACAGAUUCAGACUCAGAUCCUUCUGAAUAUGAUAGUUCUAGUGAAGGAUCAGACUUGGAAGUGGAGUGUGACGAGGGCAAGACGGUGGAAGAGACCAUCAAAAGUAUCAUGACCGAUCUACAGUUAGACAAACAGAUCAGUCUGGGAAUCUCCCACCUGGAUGAACGACUCAAAGCUGUUGAAGAGGGUUUUGAGAAACAUGCAGACGAAUAUGCAUCGAUUGAGAAAGAGCUGGACAAGGUUCGCAAAGAAUUCUAUGAUAACUUCCGCCCAGAUAUCAUGACAUCAGAAGUUAUUGCUGAGAGUUUCCGUUUAUACUCCAAUGGAGAAACCUACUCCGUAGGACCACUUAACCGAUAUGAGCUGAAACCCAAUGAAAUGUGCUUUUGCAUGAAGUAUUCUCUUUUUGCGAGAUGGGUUCAGGCGCAAGUCGUUGAAGUAGAGAAACGUGAACCAAAGAACACUCUGUAUAAGAUAAGAUAUAACCGUAAUGCCAAGGGCUCUGGCACUCCACACGUCUUACCUGGACGACAGAUAGCAUACUAUGAUAAAUGCUCCACUAGAAUACCAGUGGGAACUCGUGUCAUAGCCAAGUACAAAGACGAAGAUCCCAAAAACUCAGCAGUUUCAGGGUCUUUUUAUGUUGGUGUUCUAGCAGAGAUUCCCACUGCAGCAAACAAAUACAGGUACCUGGUAUUUUUCGAUGAUGGUUAUGCCCAAUAUGUCCACCACAAUGAUAUUCGGGUUGUAACUGAAGCAUCGGUAUGUCCAUGGGACGAUGUUUCCUCAGACUCUCGAGAAUUCAUUAAAGAGUACCUGCAGAUGUAUCCUGAAAGGCCGAUGGUGCGUCUGCAGAAGUAUAACUUUGUCAAGACUGAAUAUAAAUGUCAGAAUGUUUUUUUCCACUGUGGAUUGCCGAUCGAGUGGAUUUAUAGGGGAUCAACUCGACUUAGUCCGCUGUUCAACAAGAAAUUAAAUAUACAGGCUCAGGCAGAACAGUUCAAAACCAUACGAAGGAGAACAGCUGGACUACCAGGACGAGCAAUAGUCGAGUAUGGAACAUUUGGGCAAGGUCAUGAUGUGGAACCAUCAGCAAAUCAGAGUGAACGACGUGCUGUGGCCAAAAAGAGCACGAUGUCCCGAGCUGGUACUCCCCCUAAAGAAGUCCAGGUUCGAAUUGAACAAGAGUCCAGGGGAUUCACAAAUAAACAUACGUUACAAGAAAAGAUCAUGAAAUAUCGCCGUCACAUGUGUACUAGCAGUUGUCUUGGGGAAGGUGGUGACAGUAUGCGGAAGCACAAAGACGUAUCACCUCUGCUGUAUCCAAUCCUUCAAGGAUGGAAUAGGCUAGUAGUGAAACAAAGACGCAAGACAAUUACAAAAAGUGAAAUCUUUUAUGUUGCACCUUGUGGGCUAAGACUGCGGAACAUUGAAGAAGUCUUCCAGUACAUUGUUGACACUGAGUCCAGCCUUGAGAUAGAUUGUUUUUCUUUUGAACCGGGAAUAGAUGUGUCUCAUGAAUGGGAACCCUUCAAGAGGAUACUGUUCUUAGAGCCAGGGAAAAGUGUGCUUGUCCGACAAUUAACUAUCCAAGGUACUCCAAAUUCUCGAUCACAAAGAAAAUUCAAUGCUGGCUACCAACAUCGGCGACUCUAUGAUCAAGUACAGAGUGGCAUAUAUGAAUGUAAUUCAAGGUGUACAUGUGCACUGAACCGCUGUUCAAAUCGAGUAGUGCAACAUCCAUUGAGGCUUAAAUUACAACUCUUCAAAACGGCAAGAAGAGGCUGGGGUGUAAGAAGUCUCUGUGACAUUCCAAGAGGUGCUUUCAUAUGUGUUUAUGUUGGAAAGAUGCUUAGCGAAAGCAUUGCUAAUGAGGAAGGGAAACAGAUUAUUGGCGGUGAUGACUAUUACGCUGAACUUGACUAUAUUGAAGUUAUGGAAAAUGCCAAGGAAGGCUUUGAAGAAGAAGCUCUGAUGCCAGAGGAGGAAAACCUAAGUAUAUUACCAAAAGACAACUGUAAAUCCUCUAUAUUCUCAACUCCUCUUCAUCAUCAGCUCCAAUACUGUCCAACCCAAAGGGCUUUUGUGAAGUUCUUCCACUCAUGUCUUGCCUGUGCUUUCACUCCCACAAAUCUCAGCUUACCACCAGUCUCCCUUAUCAUAGUUCUCAUCCAAGUAAGUCUGGGUCUUCUAACUCUUUUGAUGACCAGAGAAGCCCAGCUGUCAUUGUUUUGCACUAUUCUCCCUGGAAGGGUGCAAAGGACAUGUCCAAGCCAUCAUUUCUCUCCUGGUAACAUUUCUCACUGUCUUGCCAUGUGGGGUCCUAAUAUUCAUCUUAGAUUUCUAAUCUUGAAUUGUCCAGUUUUUUUUGUCAUUUAGUGUCCAUGUCAUAUUUUGCUUCACAUAUAUUACACAUAAGCCAGUUUACAAUUUUUGCUGUUGAUGAUGUAUACACUGGGUUUAUCUUUUGUUUUCUCUUCCCUACUGUAUUUUCUUCUUUACUCACUUUUCUUUUUUACAAAGGGAUGUAUGGAUAGUGUCACUAAAUAGGAAAAAGAAUUAUGUGCGUAUAUCCAUUUCCAUGCGUGGUUCAUCAGUGGAAUUAAUUGUGAGAGGAUAAGACGGUAAAGGGGUUGAAAGUCCUAGCAAAUUUCAGUUUAAAGCAACUGUACUGACUUAAGGUAUGGAAGUCAUAUUUAGGUAGUCUAUUUCUUAAACACUCCCCCCUUCUCCCCACCCCCAAUAAUUAGGGACAAAGAGUCCUUGAGUUCAAACAUGCAAGGUGAACAUAAAAUGUAUGUUGAUGAUGACAUAGGAAACAUCUUUGAAGAUCCUGAAAAGCUAUGUUGACAGUUGCAUUGGAAAUGUCUUCAAGACCUGAAUGCAAGUUAUUUAGAUUGAUAGACAAAAUAAGUCUGAGGAAUAAUGCCAUUAAUAAUUUGGGUUAAAGAAUCAAAACCAUUAAUCCAAAACAAAAUCAGUGCUAGUUAGAAAAA